Molecule: messenger RNA, 5120 nt
Organism: Nymphalis io (European peacock)
Lineage: Eukaryota; Metazoa; Arthropoda; Insecta; Lepidoptera; Nymphalidae
Gene: Syx1A
Product: syntaxin-1A
Exons: 9
Coding region: 189-1064 (291 amino acids)
Biological process (GO): intracellular protein transport; synaptic vesicle fusion to presynaptic active zone membrane; exocytosis
Cellular component (GO): SNARE complex; endomembrane system; plasma membrane
Molecular function (GO): SNARE binding; SNAP receptor activity
Source: RefSeq, a predicted model, not a curated record
GUAAUAUUAGUCCUAGUAGACUGAUGGAUGGAACUUGGAAGUUUCGUUCGUUCGUUGUAUCGAUUUUUUGAGUGAAGUGAACUAGUGUUCGUGUCCUUUAGUUUAGUGACGUUUGUUAGAAAAAUAUCUGUGAAUGGGAUUGUGUAACGAGAUAAAACGUUUAUUUGGUGUGUGAUUUUCUAUAAAGGAUGACGAAGGACAGGUUAGCGGCGCUUCAAGCGGCGCAAAGCGACGAUGAUGACGUCGGGCCUGACGAUGUCAACGUCCCCGUCGAAGGCGGCUUCAUGGACGAAUUCUUCAGUGAGGUGGAAGAGAUACGAGAAAUGAUAGACAAGAUCCAGGCUAACGUUGAAGAAGUAAAGAAGAAGCACAGUGCCAUUUUAUCAGCGCCGCAAUCCGAUGAAAAAACAAAGCACGAAUUAGAAGAUCUUAUGGCUGAUAUUAAGAAAACUGCCAACAAAGUUAGAGGAAAGUUAAAACACAUAGAGCAAAACAUCGAACAGGAAGAGCACUCCAACAAAUCUUCCGCCGAUCUCAGGAUAAGAAAGACCCAGCAUUCGACACUUUCGCGCAAGUUCGUGGAGGUGAUGACCGAGUACAACCGCACCCAGACCGACUACCGAGACCGGUGCAAAAACAGGAUACUCCGACAGCUUGAGAUCACCGGCCGAGCGACCACCGAUGAUGAACUCGAGGCUAUGCUGGAGCAAGACAAUCCCGCUGUAUUCACACAAGGGAUAAUAAUGGAAACACAACAGGCGAAGCAAACCCUGGCAGAUAUCGAAGCGCGACAUGCUGAUAUUAUCAAGUUGGAAACAUCGAUCCGCGAGCUACACGAUAUGUUCAUGGACAUGGCUAUGCUCGUCGAGAGUCAGGGUGAGAUGAUCGACCGCAUUGAGUAUCAUGUUGAGCACGCUGUGGACUAUGUCCAAACUGCCACACAAGACACAAAGAAGGCCCUUAAAUAUCAGAGCAAAGCUCGACGGAAGAAGAUCAUGAUCCUAGUGUGCCUGCUCAUUCUCGGCCUCGUGGUCGUCGGCUACGUGUCUAGCUACUUCGUGUGAAGGCGCUCGCUCGCUCGCCGACCGCCCAAUGCUCAAAGGACAGUGAAGCAAUGAAUCAGAUAAUGCAACUAUUUGGUGCCUGCAUCCCGUCUGGCAGUCAACACCUGUCUGCCGAAUUCAUCACUAACAUACGCUCUUAUUAUUUAUCGUUAGAAUUUUUAUUAAUAAGAUUCAAAUUAAAUUAUAUAUUAUCAUCUGAAUUAUAUCGUCCCAUCUGGGGCAGUGUUUAGCUGUUAUCUUGUUGAAUUUUGGUCAUUAUCAAGUAAUUAUUGACCGCUAAUUAUUCAGUAAAUGUUGCUAGCAAAAAUAUAGUUACUUAUCUAUUUAAUCGUUAUUUUUUAUUAUUGUAUUAUGCAACCUUUUUAUUGAAUCAUAAUUUUCAAUAGUUUGUCUUUUUUUCUUUUGAUACUUUUAACGUUUUUAAAUAUAUUUUUAAAAUAGUUAAUGGUUACUUAAAAAUGUAUUAUUGUAUAUACGAGUCUCGUGCUCGGGCGUUUCAUUAAAACAUCUAGAUUUUAAGUUUAUAAUACAAUUGAAAAGGUUGCAAAAAUUAUUCUUCAUUUGAAUAUGUUAUACACAGUUAUCCAUGAAAUAUUAAUUAUAUUAUAUUUAGAACGUACAGAACAUGUUUAAGUAGUUCUUAUAACGUUCGUAUAACGAUAUUUAAACAAUACUCUCAAAUCAUACUCCGCAUCAAGCUCCUAGUUUACAUGCUUUCAAUGAACAACAUAUUGCCUGAGGAAUUAGUCGAAAUACGUUUAUAUUAAUAAGUAAAAAGUUGGCUAAACUGAUUGAAAGCAUCGCGGUUAAUAGCGAGUUCAGACAUGGUAUGUCGGCCCAUACCUGUGAUACAAUAUUUAAUACACAUUAACAACUAUAUUAUAAUAAUCGACAUUAAAGUAAUUACAAUCAGUAUUUUGAAGUAAUGUAUAAUAGUGGCGAUGAUUGGGUGCCACGGUUUUUUCGAGUUCCGAAUGAUUUUUUACGGGAAGUCACGAGUACUUACUCGUGACUUCCCGUAAAAAAUCAUUACAUCACAUCGAGGAGUAUAUUGGAUUACGUGAACGAUACAUAGGGCACGCGAUUGGAAUGACGGGAAGGCCGCGGGAGAUGAUCAAACCGAAUCUGUAAUAUUUGUAUCUAUAAUUAUUAAAAAAAAAAAUGUAAGUGGUUAUAAAUUCUGUGAAACCUGUUUGAUUUUUCGAAUGGUACAACUGUUUUGAACGGUCUUCGUUACAGAUAAGAUAUGUCAAUCUUUCGAUAUUCGUUUAUGUGUUUGUGUAAGCGUCGCUCGAUGAUUGGUCGAUGACAUAUCCGCAGUGUGAGCGUCGCUCGAUGAUUGGUCGAUGACAUAUCCGCAGUGUGAGCGUCGCUCGAUGAUUGGUCGAUGACAUAUCCGCAGUGUGAGCGUCGCUCGAUGAUUGGUCGAUGACAUAUCCGCAGUGUGAGCGUCGUUCGAUGAUUGAUUGAUACCCGCGGCCUACCGUAAGAAGCAUAUCGCGCCGCGUGCCGUCGCCGUAGCAAUAAUGAUGUUCGACUACAAUUUGUAAAAUUUAAACUUUCGAAUGUGUGAUAGUAGAUGCAGUUGUUGUUUAGUUAAUCUUAACAUAUAAUAAUAAUUAUAAAUUAAUUGUUAUCGUGAGUGUAACAUUUAUUACCGAGUAAGAUUUCAUUAUAGUGAAAACGGUCACUUGAUGCUUACGUACGAUCAGAUAUAGACGAACGGAUGGGAAGACGUUUGUGUUUUCUUUGUUUUACUUAACAUUUAAGAUGCUCUUCGUUGUACAGUAAAACAUAAUGUAGCAGUUUUAGCUAGGGUAAAUUUUUUAAUAAAUUGAAAUUACCAAGUCUUCGGCAAUAUAAGUAUAGCAUAUCGAGCAGUUUUCAAUUUAAAACCGAACACGUUAGAAAACGACUUCUCGAAAAUUUAAGCACUAAAAUGUUACAGUUAUUAGCGUUUUCCUUUUAUAAUAAUAAUAAUAAUAAUAAAUUUGCGUGAAUAAUAUAUUAUAGUGAGAUUUCCGAGGCGUGCUGUUAAUAUAACACAUUUCGAGGGACGACGGGGACUGGGGAGUAAAUAACGGUACUAAAUAGCCCGUAGUGCCCCGUCUCGUCCUCGUGUCAAAUAGCGACCUAUGCUCGGUCGCAUAUAUAAGGGAAUGAAGCAAUGUUAAUUUAAACAUUAAUAGCAUAAUUAGAUUUUUAUCCUUAAGAGUAGGAUUUCAUCUAGUUGCCUUCGUAAUAGUAGAGAAAUUAGGUGAUACCUUUUUCUCAUUAGCUUUAUUAUAAAGUGGUGAGGCCAGUCGCAUGUCUCUAUACGCCAGUCAAUUGUCUCGCUUGUCCGGCGGCCCCGCGUCGCCGGCGGACGCGCCGUGCGCCCGCUUCUCACCGCUGUUUCCUCUAUCGUGUACGUGUACUUACAUCGCAUUCAAUAUAGCUAGAUGCAUCGUCUCAUCGUAUCUAGACUAAGAAUAACAAUGGCCUCGGAGUGAGGUUGUGUACCUGACACCAAUCUAACGUUAAUGGAUUUAGUAAAACUCAUAGCGCCCGUGCGCAAUGUUACGCUUUUAUGCAAACGUACUUUCGCACAAGUUAGUCGAACGGUGCGGAAGCGGUUCUGGAUUCGAUCCGUUUGAUCCCGUAUUCAUUUGUAAUAUAUUUUAGACGUAGUCAAAACACAAAUUCUAGUCAGCUUUCAUUGAUCUCUAUUAUUCCGAUAAUCUUAAUCGUAAUUACAGUUAUAUUCUUCUGUUACUAGUAUAUACUGUAAGCGAGGUUCUCGUGUUCAAACGCCGACAGCGGGAGUCGCCUGCGUCUAAGGUCCAUCCAAUGGGAUUGCUCUUCAGAGUCUGACCAAGUCGCUUUCGAUUCCCGCCUGCCACAUAUAUAUGCGUUCUAAGCAAUCUUAAUAAUAUUAUAACGCAUAGAUAUUUUCAUAAUCAAUAGUAUGCAUAUUGUUAUUGGAUUGCUAAUUUUGUAUACCUACGUACACAAUUAGUAUAGUUUAUAUACUUAUGUGUCAAUUCUUAUAGCGUUUUAUUACAUUAACAGAAAAUAGAUAGUAAGUGUUAAAUUAAUCCGAAUAACGACGUUGUUUAUCAAGCUAUUUUGAACUAAUUGUGUUAUUAUUAUUAUUUUGUUUAUUGAAUAAAAUAAUUAUAUUUGAAUGAAGUAUGCUUUACUAUGAUUUAUCAAAGGUAAGCUGUGUUUGUACUGAGCAAAAAAUCUCUUUAUAAUCAUAAGUAUGUAAUUGUAUUUAUCUAAUUCGAAUUGGUAGCCCUUUUAAAAGACUUAAAAUCGUAAUUGUUCUAAAAUAAUGUUCUUGCUUUGUGAAUUUAUCAGACAACGAACACAUUCCAAGUUUUAUUAUAAUAUAAGCAUAUCUGUAAUAACAAAUUCACGUUUAAAUUUUCAAUUAAAUCAUUCGAGUUACGAUCGUCGUGAAAAUAUCAUUACACUUUGCUAUUUAUAUUUCUGAUAUUAAAAUUUGAACGUUAAUGCAUGGGAAGUCUUUGUGGAUUUGUCCAUUGGGCAAAGGGUUUCGUCUACGUUAAGUACGAUGUAAGCUCUUGAUCAUAGAACCCUGAUGCCUAACCGUAGAGUCGCUAGACAAGAAUUCGUAGUUUAAACUCUUCACAAAAACUCGAAAGUUCGCGCUUCGUUCUUUUAACGUAUUGAUGUUGCUUGCCGUUAAAUAAUGUCAAACAUUGAAAUUAAAUUAACAAAAUGUAUAAUGAUUAAACCGUGUUAUUUUAUACAUGUUUAGUCGAAAUUGUUAAAAUAGUUUAGUAUCAUUCUUAGUUUUUAUGUUUAUAUAUUUAUAUUGUGUAAAAAUUAAAUACUUAUGUGAUUGAAAUAUCCCUCUUUCAUGGCAAACUUCUUGUAAUCUUGUAAAGGAAUAUUUAUUACGGUUCAAAAGUAAUGUAUUAACGAAUUAACAGUGAGGUUCUGGAUACAUAUUGUAAAAUUCAAGUUAGAUUGGUUUUAUAGUCAUUCAGUAUGUAGGUUAUCAAUCUGAAUUUUUCUCAUAAUUAUAAAAUAAACGGUGUUUUCUGC